Molecule: messenger RNA, 2405 nt
Organism: Aptenodytes forsteri (emperor penguin)
Lineage: Eukaryota; Metazoa; Chordata; Aves; Sphenisciformes; Spheniscidae
Gene: MEF2A
Product: myocyte enhancer factor 2A
Exons: 13
Coding region: 311-1945 (544 amino acids)
Biological process (GO): positive regulation of transcription by RNA polymerase II; cell differentiation; heart development
Molecular function (GO): DNA-binding transcription factor activity, RNA polymerase II-specific; histone deacetylase binding; RNA polymerase II cis-regulatory region sequence-specific DNA binding
Source: RefSeq, a predicted model, not a curated record
AAAGAUGGCCCAGAUUUGAUGUUAAAGCUAUCAGGCAGAGUACUGCUGUGUAUUAGCACUUAGUCAAUAUGAUGCUAUUUGACCAGAUUUAACAGGUCACCAUUUGGGAGAUGUUAUGCAGGGAAGAGUGGCAUAUGCAAGUCCUCUAUCAAGACAAUGUUACAAGGGGUUUAUAAGAAGAAACAGGAACCUUUCCGAAGCUGAAGACAAAGUAAAAGAAAACCGUAUCAUGUGUUAAAAUACUGAAGAGUGAAAUUUCUUGGAUUAGUAUAUUUCUGGAUUGCAAAGCAAAAGAAAGAAGAGGCUGAAAAUGGGGAGGAAGAAAAUACAGAUCACAAGAAUAAUGGAUGAACGGAACAGACAGGUCACCUUUACAAAGAGGAAGUUUGGAUUAAUGAAGAAGGCGUAUGAGUUGAGUGUACUCUGUGACUGUGAAAUAGCACUCAUCAUUUUUAACAGCUCUAACAAACUCUUUCAGUAUGCCAGCACUGAUAUGGACAAAGUUCUACUUAAAUAUACAGAAUACAACGAGCCCCAUGAAAGCAGAACCAACUCAGAUAUCGUUGAGACCUUAAGAAAGAAAGGCCUUAAUGGUUGUGAGAGCCCUGAUGCUGACGAUUACUUUGAGCACAGUCCACUAUCGGAGGACAGAUUCAGCAAACUAAAUGAAGAUAGUGAUUUUAUUUUCAAGCGAGGCCCUGCUCUGAACAAGAAGGAACACAGAGGGUGCGACAGCCCGGACCCUGACACUUCAUAUGUGCUCACGCCACAUACAGAAGAAAAAUAUAAAAAAAUUAAUGAAGAGUUUGAUAAUAUGAUGCGGAAUCAUAAAAUCGCACCUGGCUUGCCUGCUCAGAACUUCUCGAUGUCGGUUACAGUUCCAGUGUCCAAUCCCAACACGUUAACCUACAGUAACCCAGGGAGUUCCCUUGUAUCCCCAUCACUGGCUGCCAGUUCAUCGUUAACAGACACGACCAUGCUCUCCCCACCUCAGACCACCCUGCAUCGGAACGUAUCACCUGGGGCCCCUCAGAGACCACCAAGUACUGGCAAUGCAGGUGGUAUGCUGGGGACAACUGACCUCACAGUGCCAAAUGGAGCUGGUACCAGUCCAGUUGGAAAUGGGUUUGUGAAUUCUCGAGCUUCACCAAGUCUACUUGGAACUACUGGUGGUGGGAAUGGCUUAGGCAAAGUCAUGCCUACAAAGUCUCCACCUCCACCUGGAGGAGGUAAUCUUGGAAUGAACAAUCGCAAACCCGACCUCCGUGUUGUCAUCCCACCCUCCAGCAAGGGUAUGAUGCCACCAUUGUCGGAGGAGGAUGAAUUGGAGUUGAAUACCCAAAGGAUAAGUAGUUCUCAGUCUACACAGCCUCUUGCUACCCCUGUGGUGUCUGUGACAACUCCAAGCUUGCCUCCACAGGGAUUGGUGUAUUCGGCCAUGCCUACAGCCUACAACACUGAUUACUCCUUGACUAGUGCAGACCUGUCUGCCUUGCAGGGAUUUAACUCCCCAGGAAUGCUGUCUUUAGGGCAGGUAUCUGCCUGGCAACAGCACCAUCUUGGUCCAGCAGCCCUCAGCUCUCUUGUUACUGGCAGCCAGCUAUCUCAGGGUUCGAAUUUAUCCAUUAAUACCAACCAAAACAUCAACAUAAAAUCUGAACCAAUUUCACCUCCCCGGGAUCGUGUAACUCCCUCUGGGUUCCCGCAACAGCAGCCACAACCGCAGCAGCAGCAGCAGCAGCAGCAGCAGCAGCAGUCGCGGCAGGAAAUGGGUCGCUCUCCUGUCGACAGUCUCAGCAGCUCCAGCAGCUCCUACGAUGGCAGCGAUCGGGAAGACCCGAGAAGUGAUUUCCAUUCACCUGUCGUGCUGGGAAGGCCACCGAAUUCCGAAGAUAGAGAGAGUCCAUCGGUAAAACGAAUGAGGAUGGACACAUGGGUGACAUAAACUUGCAGUGUUGCCUCUUCAGUUUUGCGUUCUCAGAAUGAACUGUCCUGACAUAUCUAAAUUUAUAAAUAAGGACGUGAAAUAAGUCUAUUUAUAUGUAUAUACAUACAUGCAUAUAUAUAUCUCCACAUGCAUAUAUAUGUGCUCGUGUGUGUAGCAUACACAAAAUCAUCAGGCACUUACGACAAACUUCUUGUAUAGCUGCAGAUGUCCCAUGGUAAAAUGUAACAGAACAAUCCUAUAGGUAUUGAUCUAGUCUGGCACUUACCUGGACUUGUUGUUUUAAUAAUAUAACCUGUUUUGCAAAGAAACGUUGUACCCGCAUUAUAAUCCUACCACACUAGAUUGCAGAAACCAAGAGGGCUCGCCUGUAGUAAUGUCCCUGUGUGUUUUAUUCAAGCUGUAUGGUUACUCGUAGUUAAGAAAUAAUGCUUUGUAGCAGCAGAGCAGUAGAAAAGCA